Lucilia cuprina (Australian sheep blowfly) is the source of this 1367-nucleotide messenger RNA. Its product is annotated as glucose dehydrogenase [FAD, quinone]. Gene Ontology annotation, molecular function: flavin adenine dinucleotide binding; oxidoreductase activity, acting on CH-OH group of donors. Bases 1 to 1272 code for a protein of 423 amino acids. NCBI's taxonomy places the organism in Eukaryota, Metazoa, Arthropoda, Insecta, Diptera, Calliphoridae. The transcript has 3 exons. The record is from RefSeq and is a predicted model, not a curated record.
AUGCCAACAAAACUUAUUGAUUCUUUUUGCCUCAAAUGGUGGCUCUGGAAACAGCUGAACCCUUACAAAGAUUUCAAUGGACGUUCCCAGUACGGUUUCGCUGCUCCCCAUGGUACCCUACGAGAUGGUUUACGUUGUAGUGCUAAUAAGGCCUACAUUAGACCCAUAUGGAAAAGACCCAAUUUAGAUGUAUUACUAAAGGCUUUUGUGGAAAAAGUAAUCAUAGAUCCGCAUAGCAAACAGGCUAAGGGCAUAAUAUUCAAUUGGUUGGGUGCUAGAUACGAGGUAAAAGCUACACGUGAAGUUAUUUUAUCUAGUGGAGCCAUAGCUAGUCCUCAACUUUUAAUGGUGUCGGGAGUGGGACCACGCCAACAACUACAAAAACAUGAUAUUGAUGUUAUACAUGACCUGCCCGGAGUGGGUGGUAAUCUACAAGAUCAUAUCUCGGCCACGGGUAGUUUAUAUACCAUAGAUAAUGCGGUAACGGGAGAUCAUUUAUCAUUUAUUGUGCCUGAAAUGUUAAAUGCCAAAUCGGUGGAUUCAUUUAUUCAUCAUGCCGAUGGUUUCUUUUAUGCUAUGCCCGUAUCAGAGGUUAUGGGAUUUUGGAAUAGUAAAUAUCAAGAUCCCAGUAAGGAUUGGCCAGAUGUACAAUUUUUCUUGGGCAGCUAUGGUUAUGGUACUGAUGGUGGUCUUAUAGGCAGAAGGGGGGCGGCCAUGACCAUGAUCAACUAUGCCCAAUCAUUUGAACCGAUUAUAUAUAAAGAUAGUUUUAUAAUUACACCAUUAUUGAUGAGACCAAAAAGUCGUGGUUGGCUGGAAAUUACCUCAAAACAUAAUAGUGAAUAUCCGAAAAUAUUUCCAAAUUAUUAUGAUCAACCAAUAGAUAUGGCGAUUAUGGUGGAGGCCUUAAAGUUUGGUCAUCAGUUCAGUCAGGCUCCUAUCUUGAGACGUUUAAAUGCUACUCUUAAUAUUUAUGUUUGGCGUAAUUGUCCUCAUGUGGAGUAUUUAAGUGAUGCUUUCUGGGAGUGUUUGGCUCGUUUCUAUUCACAGACAAUUUUCCAUCCAGUAGGCACCUGUAAAAUGGGAACCUACCAUGAUCCUGAUGCUGUGGUGGAUCCACGCCUAAGAGUUUAUGGCAUUAAAGGUUUGAGGGUAAUAGAUGCCAGUAUUAUGCCCACCAUUACAACGGGUAAUACAAAUGCACCCACUUUAAUGAUUGCCGAGAAAGCGGCCGAUUUGAUAAAAGAGGAUUAUUUUCAUUAUAGACAUUGAAGAGGUACUGUUUCUCUUUAAGAGUUUAUAAUAGUUUUAGAACAUAUUUGUAUUUAAGAGUUAAAAUUUAAUAAAGAGUUAAAAUUAAAAAGCGA